GCCGGCCGACCCGCAGCGCCCGCAGCUACUCCCUGUCCGUCCACACAGCCCGACCAUCGAGCUCCAAACAGCCCGAGAAGAUGAAGACCUGGCUGACUCUCGUGAUAGCGCUGGCGGCGGUUCGAGCGGGCCGCGCCGAGGAGGUGAUGAACAAGUGUAUCCAGCUGGCGAUGCCGCUGCUGAGCGAGACCCACCUGGUGGUGCCGUCCACUCGGGAGGAGCUCAGAACCGUAUGCGAGAAAUGGCGCGUAUUUGUUGACUGCAUCAACAAUUACGUAUCAAAGAAGUACACCAGCGAGCAGAAGGAUGCCUUCAACGGCGCGGUGGAAACGGCCGUGCGUAACGUGUUCCGAAUGUGCCAGGAGCCGCAGUACAGCGAAGCCUAUCUGCGGCACGCGCCGUGUAUCAAGCAGAUGACGAUGGAGCCGUCCCGGUGCGGCACCUACUACACCAACAUGGCGCGCGCUGUGACCGACGGCACCGGCUCCGACGAACAGAUCUGCUGCCUGCACCGCAAGUUCCGCGACUGUAUGGCCGAGCAGGGCUCGUGCGACAGCUCGCCCCGCGACUCCUCCGUGCAGGAGUUCGUCAGGGAGUUCCUCGAUAACGGCCUGCACGUCUUCGACGAGAAGUGCCACAACUAUGUGUUCAGUCCUCGGCACUGCGCCGGGCCCCGUCAGACCCGGGUGGACGACUAUGGCCGCCGUCCGGAGCCGCAGCCGCAGCCGGAGCCGCAGCCGGAGCCGGAGCUGCGGCCCGAGCACCGCGCCACCGAGGAGCAGGAGCGGCGCUGGCCGCGGCCCGGUCCGACCGCCGCGCCGGCGGCCCGGCCCGGCGCCACCACCACGCCCUACCAGAGCUGGUUCCACCCGGACACCACCACCUCCGUCUGGCUGGCCAACAACGCCAUCGACGACCUGGCGCAGGCGCAGCGUCAGGAGUCGGCGGCCGGAGGCGCCGCCGCCGCCGCCCUGACCCUAGCCGCCGGCCUCCUGGCCGCGCUGGCAGCACGGUGAGCGGCACGGACCCCGGUCUGCUGCCGCGUGGUCUGGUCGGGUCUGGUCGGGUCUGAUCUGGGUCUGGUCGGGUCGAGUCGGGUCGGGUCGGGUCUGCUCCGGGUCUGAUCUGGGUCGGGUCUGGUCUAGUCUGGCCUGGGCCUUGUUCGAUCUGAUCUGGUCUGGGCCUGGUCCGGUAUGGCAUGGUCUGGUCCAGCCUGGUCUGAACAUGUCUGGUUAAGUCUGGCGUGAUCUGAUCCGGGCUGGUCAGGUAUGAUCCAGUCUGGUCUGGUCUGGUCUGCGUGUCGCUCAGUCCGGCCGUCAGUGAACACUCGGUGACACGGUGACGGAAACGGCCCGGUGUGUGUGUGUGUGUGUGUGUGUGUGUGUGACGUCACUCACAGCGCCGCCGGAAGUGGACCACCUGCCCGUCGCGGUGCGCCGCUCCAUCCGUCUCACUCCGGUGACGUCAUCCGUGCUCGUGACGUCACGGUCCGGCGGCGCGCUCCCGAGGAGCGAGUGAUGGCAAGGAGCGACCACCGAUGUGGUCAGUCAACAGGAGACUCGAGCAUAGCUGCAUGUCGUGACUGAGUGAUCUGAGGCCUGACUGAUGAUUUUGAUGUGAAUAGGAGGUGUUUCCGUUUUCAAAUAGUGUUUCCAAGCAGUUGUAGCAUAAGACGAGAAGCAGCACGAGGCUGCAGUAAGUUCACCACCCACCUUUAUCGUGACAUGAUGAGCACAUAUUCGCACAAAACAUGCUAACUGACCAAAGAGUGGCAACGUUUACAGCCAAUCGAAGCUGGAGCGACCACCGUAGUGUAUGAUGUUGCGCUUGAAAGCUUGAGGGAGUGCUGUAUGUAUUGUAUAGUGUCACCUGUAAAAUGCAUAGGUAUUAGGUACGAUUACGGUGCAGUGCGCGUGGAAUGAUCGAGUGUGCGUGACGGUACCAUUAUGUUGCGCGUGUGAGCACUGAGGUCAGCCGCGUCAAGCUGAUGUAUCGGUAGCUAUUAAGUCGUGGAGCCAGUGGCCCCUGCGACUUUGGUUUGAAGGAUGGAUAGUCGAGCGAGGUCACUCGCUCAGCAGAGGCGAGCGCAGGACAGGGCGUCGAGUCCGAUCGCCCAAUUCACGGCGAGUCCAACAAUAUUUGUCCGUGACUAUUUAUCUAUUCCUGCCCACGUCUAAAAAGUUGUUUGAUUCAAAUGUUUCCAAUAAAGUGCACUGCAUGAUAAGGAAA
Messenger RNA from Amphibalanus amphitrite, 2229 nucleotides. RefSeq lists its product as uncharacterized. NCBI's taxonomy places the organism in Eukaryota, Metazoa, Arthropoda, Thecostraca, Balanomorpha, Balanidae. The transcript is spliced from 6 exons. The record is from RefSeq and is a predicted model, not a curated record. Bases 81 to 1016 code for a protein of 311 amino acids.